AUGAGGAUCCCGGGAAAACAGCUCUCAACUCUUCCUCCCUCUGCGUUUGCAGGUGACACCCUGAUCGUCGAAGAGGACACGUCUACACCCAAGACAGACUCACCCGUGGUGGCCAAAAGAACCAUGUCCAGCUCGGUGAGGGAAGCUGUGCCGGUGCUGGUGAGGAGGGUGGUUCCAGCAGACAACUCCUGUCUCUUCACCAGCGUGUACUACGUGGUGGAGGGGGGUGUUUAUGACCCAGGCUGUGCCCCGGAGAUGCGCAGCCUCAUAGCCCAGAUCGUAGCGAGCGAUCCCGAGUCCUACUGUGAGGCAGUUCUAGGGAAAACCAACAGGGAAUACUGUGACUGGAUCAGGAAAGAGGAGACUUGGGGAGGAGCCAUCGAAGUGUCCAUUUUAUCCAAGUUCUACCAGUGUGAGAUCUGCGUGGUGGACACGCAGACCGUGAGGAUCGACCGCUUCGGGGAGGACGCUGGUUACACCAAGAGGGUCCUCCUCAUUUACGACGGGAUUCAUUACGAUCCCUUGGAGCGUAAAAUCCCCGACUCGGACGUUCCUCCCCAGACCAUUUUCUCCACAGCUGACGACGUGGUCCUCGCCCAAGCCCUGGAGCUGGCGGACGAGGCCCGGCGCAAGCGGCAGUUCACCGACGUGAACCGCUUCACGCUGCGCUGCAUGGUGUGCCAGAAGGGACUGACGGGGCAGGGCCAGGCCAGGGAGCACGCCAAGGAGACUGGACACACCAACUUCGGAGAGGUUUGA
Chaetura pelagica (chimney swift) is the source of this 759-nucleotide messenger RNA. It is a transcript of the gene YOD1, whose product is annotated as YOD1 deubiquitinase. Gene Ontology annotation, molecular function: cysteine-type deubiquitinase activity. Gene Ontology annotation, cellular component: cytosol; nucleus. The record is from RefSeq and is a predicted model, not a curated record. The coding region runs from base 1 to 759 and encodes 252 amino acids. Lineage: Eukaryota; Metazoa; Chordata; Aves; Apodiformes; Apodidae. The transcript is spliced from 2 exons. Gene Ontology annotation, biological process: endoplasmic reticulum unfolded protein response; protein deubiquitination.